CUGAACCGCACUACGGAAUCCUCAACGAACUAUACAUAUCGACUUCACAACUCCAACGUUGAUGCCCAUAGGUUCAACAGAGCCAUCUGAGGCUUGGUAACCCGAGCUAUUUUGGUUCUUUCACCAUGCCGUAUUCUAGAGUUGGUGUGAUGCCUGAGCCAGCUCGGAGUAAAGAUGUGAAAGGAUACAAUAGAAGCAGAGGCAAUAGAUCGAAAGGGAUAACGAUGGAGGUAUGAAUAGAGAAGUUGGAUUUCACUGCUUUGAURUCGAGGAUCAUUUGAGUUUCUUCAAUCCACCACCCUMUUUGCCCUUUGAUAUUACUGUUUACACGAGCAAGUGGUGAAUGGAAAAGUUUGGGUGGGAGUUCAGUAUAUCUCAAGAGAAAGACGCGUGUGCGAAAGUAUUGUCUCACAUAAGGUGUUCGCAUUCAUUUUUUAMAAAAUAACUAGGAUUUGAAGAAGCAAACCGCUUUACGAUUGGCUCAGGAACAGCAAGAGCCCCAUCAACAKCAAAGUAAUCAUGSAAGAGGUAUUGGUUGGGAAGAGCAAUAUCGGCCGUCUCAUCCUCGGUUUUAUCCUAGUAAAACUAAAAAGGGCUACCCUUUCGCAUUAGCCGAUCCUUCUGUGGUAAAUUCCCGCAACGUUUUCAAUCAUCAAAACUAUAGUAGUCACCACUCACAGGAAUUGAACCCAAGUGCAAACGCAAAUCUCAAUAUUGAAAGCCAGGAACASCAUUUAGUUUCACACGAACAACACCAAUAUCACAAUCAAAACCAACACYCUAUGAACAGGGGAUUUUCUGCGGUACCUGUCUUUGAUCAUACGAACAACACGCUGCCAUCGCAAGACCAGAAUAUGACACCUUCAUCAACAGAAAUGUAUGCCAUUGUAAGUUUUACUAUUYCUCGAUUUGUACUGUUUCAGUGCUCGUGAAAAAUGAAGUCCUGGUGAAAAUUCUUAUGUAAAAUGCUUUGUCAACAAUUGAUCUGAAAUGUUGAAUCGCGUUACAAUGACAACUUACUCAUACUAUGCCCGCAUGACACAGCAACUACAAYCCACGACGCCUUUCUCUASACCAGUUCAUAUACACGAUYUACAAUACGUACAGCAAAACACGUUCAAUACUACAAAUGGAUCGUUKCACUCGACUACUUCAACUACUUCAAAACAUAAGCUCCCUCACGGACUCACUGUCUACGAGCUAAAGGAGAUGACAAAGGCUCGGCUUCAAUCAGAAGCUGCCGAAAAGUCGAACGGAAGAAACGAAGUACAAGAAAUAUGUCGAGACCGCGUCUCGCCACUUGAUUUCGAUUCUGGGGACCAGGURCGAGAUCGUACUUUCUCUCGUGAUUCCUCAUUGAGUAGUCGAAUGAACAAUAAYCCAGUUGAAUUCUACCCACAAAACCAACAGUUCGCGCCCAACGCGACCCAAGUGCAAGGGCAGCCCCAGUCCCAACUUCUAAACUCUGGAUUGCAUCCGGUACCUAGUAUGCUAGGAGGCGGGGCAGCACCGUCAUCCUUUCGGACGACACGUUCCCGAACUGAUACUUGGGAAUCAACCAGUGUUGCAUCUCACAACAGUACUAUUCACUCUGAGAAUCUGAGUUCGGAAUCAACUUCCGAGGUUGGUAGCUUCAGUCACUCCGGUCAUAGAAAUCGUGCCUUCACGUGUCCCGCAGUCCAACCUGACAAGCCAUUAGAUGCCAUGAGCAACACGACUAGCGGACUUUAUAAUGAUUCUAGAUCAUUUUCGAGCCCGUCUCCAGUUCAAGCUUCACCUCGUCGGGGACCAGGGAUGAUAGGUGGAACUUCGCUAWUCAACGCUGCCGUUGGAGGGAACCGAUGUAGAGCUGUUACGUUGUCACCAAAUACUGACUCCAUUCUAGAAGAUAGGCCCUUCCAUUAUGACGCUUUCGAAUCUGGCGAUCGCCUGGAGAUUCCAAAUUUUUCAGGAGGAAUUUCUGGAGCUACAACUUUGUCAGCAGCRACGCCGUCACAAACUCGUCAGAGGGACUACUCUCCAGUGUUAGAACAACUUGGCCUCGAYAGUUCCUAUCUUUCAAAUGGGACAGACUCAAACAGUGUGUUCAGAAGCCUUGCAACGAGUAGUAUGUCGCCACUACAGGGCAUCACACAGACGGGUUMUAGGGAGUUGGAUAGUCUAAACGAAUUUCAGCCAAUCACAAAGAACAAAUCCGAUAUUUUCAGUGAACAAGCAAUCGAAACAAGGAUUGCAGCGCCUCCACCUGGUUUUGUGACAGCUAGCUCUUCCCCUAUCGGAAAUACCGCAUUUUCAAUAGUUGGUUCACUGGAUGGWUACUCCARUAUSAAUAGAUCUCAUCUUCUCUCGGAAGACAAUGUGCUAAGUGAUUUUGGAUCUCUUCUGGAUCUUUCGGGYCCACGCGACGAUCGAGAACGCGCCAAUACUUACACAUUUGGCUCAAAUGAGUUCAGAAGCAUGAAUGACAAUCAAAGUGGUGGCCACUGACUUUAGCCCCGUUCCUAUGGCAACUUCAUCCWCUUGAGGAACAAGUGUAUCUUGUGUGAACACAACUUUUAUGAAGGACGCCCCUUUAUAUUCUCUACACAACAAAAAUACUCGACCUACGUACAUGUUUUAUUUGCAAGUCAUACAUACAAGACAAUCAUGAGAUAUAUGAAAAUUUCACCGACAGCGUUAUGUCUGCUAUUGUAAGUGUUUUCAAAUGUUUGAAGUACGGUGAUUGGCGCUCGAACAGCGUCCAUUAUUAUCAUUU
Pseudo-nitzschia multistriata is the source of this 2755-nucleotide messenger RNA. NCBI's taxonomy places the organism in Eukaryota, Bacillariophyta, Bacillariophyceae, Bacillariales, Bacillariaceae. The record is from the annotation of a GenBank genome assembly.